CGAAACUGAUCUUUGGUGAAGGUAAAAUAAAAACUAUGUCAAAAUCUUUUGACGGGCAAGCUGAUAAUGAUACACCAUCGAACAGAUUUAAUUUGCGACCAGUUUCAAAAAUUAAUCAACCCGAAUUCAAACGACACUCUAUAGCUGUGGAUGAAACGAAGUAUAUAACUAACAAGAAUAAAGAUAGUUAUGAGUUGUCGUCUUCAGCUAUAAACGAAAAUUCUAACUUCAGAUUGAGCAGCAACAGUUCAACAUUCGUUUCUCCGUAUGCAUCCAAGUUGAAACCCUCUGAUAACGGUCUCAAUAAGGGAGACUCAUCUGGUGACAACGACUCAAACGAUAAAAAACAGAAAAAAGUUGAGUUUUGUAAAACGGAGGUACAUUUCGCAGCUGAGCCGGGGAGGUUCAAUAUAGUUGAAACCGAUGGAAAACCUCCAAGCAACAUGAAUUUCCGUAGGAGACGAAAAACCAUUUCAGAAUCCACUCCUAGAAACACCUCCAACCUGCCAGAGAUUCGUUUCGGUGACUUGCAGUAUGAGAAGGCCCUUCUCACCAACAAACCUGACAACAUGAAUGAAGAAUUUAUCAUCAAAACAGUACAGAAAGAGGAUAAUUUGGCCUCUACUACUGUUCCAAAAGACGAAGUUAUCACAAUUCUACCAGAAACUAUUCACUCGGUAUCAUCGAAGAUUGAUGGAAACGGCGAAAAAUUCCACAGUAGUAGUUUAUUGGAUGCUGAAUGUGAACCAAUUUAUGACGAGAAAACAUUGGAUAUGAACGUGGAUAAUUAUGUGAAGCCGAGAAGUAUAUUGAAAAGUAAUGCCACUUUGAAUGAAAACAAAGAUGGUCAAUAUUAUGUUGCUGUAGUUAGUGAUGAUAAACACACUUCUAAUCAUGGAAUUGUCAGAUUGAACGCUGAUGGUGAUGACAUUCUUAAUAAAACAAGUACAUUUUUGGAUCAGAAAGGUUUUGUUAAAAGUAAUGAUAUUCAAGUUUCCAGGGCCCACAAAUCUUCAUCGAAAACAACAAUCACUUCGGAUUUGAAAUCUCGGUCGGACUGUGAGGAUCAGGUAGAGACAGAAUUACAGAAACUGCUGAAAUCCCUACGUCCAACUCCGAGACGUAGUCUUUUCUCAACCGAUGACGAACUCAGUGACAGUUGCUCGAAUUAUCCACAAACCCCAAGAUACAGGAACUCUAUGAGUGAUCAGAACUCUUCAAUGGCAGCUGAUAACGGUCUCGCUGUACACAUUUCUUCCAAACCCACUUGGAGUAGCAGAUCACCGAGUACUGCAGAAAACAGUCAUAAGAUUGAAGAGUACAAGUCGAAAGGGUUCUCUACCAGAGUGAAUUUCGGAUCUGAGGAGACAAUGGUUGUCAAUUCUGAAUCAGUCAAGAAGGGGUUGCCGAAGGAACAGAUGUCUUCUCCAUACUCUACUGAAGUGAGCAGCAGAAUAUUCUCUCAGCCUUCAAUUUCAUCUGAUAAUAACGUGGGUGUCCAACAAGAUGGCAAUGCUGUUAGCACCACAACACAUAUUAGAUUUAAUGCUGCACCAGACUUAAACCAUAGGCUCACUACUAACAAACAUAACAACGAGGUCACCGUCACUUCAACGAGCCACUCGCCGUUGCUUGUCACCUCGUCGAGUGACAACGAGAACAUGUCAUCUGCCUCGUUGGUCCUCAAAAUGCUUCUCAACCGAGCUGCUCAGUCGAGAACGAGACAAAUCAGCACUCAAAAAAGUGAUAAACAAGGAAUUGAAACAGAGGUGACGCAGAGAAACAGAAGUGCUCAAAGUUACAUUGAAGAUAGUGUCACUUUCAAGAAGCCUAGUACACCACAGUUCUAUACCGCUCAUACAUCAGUGUCAUCAAUCAAUCCUGGUAUCAAGGAUGAUAGUUACAAUGAAAAGGAUAAAUCGUCACCUAGUACAGAUCAGAGGAUGAUGAAGAUGAUCAGUUCACAGCAUAACCAGCAUUUGGAUCUCAUCAAGGAGAUGGACAAAUAUAAUGGGACCAUUCCAGAAGUGAGAAGAGAAGAGAUAGGGAAUAGAAAUUUGGAUAUGGAUGAGAGAGAGGAAAGAUUGUCGAGGGUCUCGAAUGACAGUAUUCUGGAGGCUUUGGAAAACCUGAGCAAACAGAUUGAGAACGAUAUUAUCGAGAUCCCAAAAAUAAAAGAUGUGAAAAAGGAAGUUAAACUAAAAAAUUCCUCUGUUUUUAAAGUGAUAGAAGAUUCUGGAGAGACCAGGAUGAAGCGGUUCCUGAGGAGGAGGACGGAUAGCAACUUGAGUCAGAGUCAGUUAAGUGAUGACACACUGCAGGCGGACGAGGAAGUGAAGUCGUACAUGAGUGCAGUCAAUGAUGUGAGGAAGAUAAGUGAUUCGAGUGAUAGUGAUGACGCAGCCAGUAAAACGAAAAACUGUGAUAGACUAACAAACUUUAAUCGUAGAAACCGUCGAGUAGUCAAAAAUAGAACCAAAGAACCAUGCACCAGUCAGAUCGCUCAAGGUAUAAUUUCUCAACCGAAAAAUAAACUACCAGAUGACAUUCCGAAAGGACAAAGUACUGCAAAGUUUUACAGCGACUCCACCAACGAGAAAUCGCACAGUGACAGCACUAAAUCGGUGGAAACACUUGUCAGCACCAGAUCUGGUCAUCCACGAAUCACCUCGAUCUCACUCAGAUACAACGACAACCACGAGACGAACGGAGCAGUCUUCGAGACACCUUCAUCAGCCAAUAAGAAGUACUCGAGAAGCUCCAUCUGCAUCGAGCCGUGUGACUCGGGCUCAUCCACUACGGACAUCUCGUCCUCGUGGAAGUGGAGCAAAGGAAGCAAGCAGAGUGUGAGAGCUUCUGCGCAGAAUGUGUCACUCAGUAACAUCUACUCAAAUGCUACCAGGACUAUUGAACCUGUUUCGUCCAGGGAAGAUAUCACAGCUCUUCCAGACGACGACUCAGCUGCAGCGUUGGGUUACUCGAAAACCAAGCCAACACGAAUUGUCACCGAAGACUAUCAACGAAAACAAGUGAUCAAAUCAGCCAGCGACCAAUGUGUGCUUCUCUCAGGCGGAAAACCACAGUUCGGUAAAGUGACAGCAGUUGUGCCUCCCACAGUCGCCUACUCCAGCUCUGUGGUGUUGAACUACCAACCAUCACCGACUCAAGUCACCGAUAACAUCACCACACAACAUCGCUCCUAUCAAGCUUCAACAAGUACCAAUGCUAGACGAGGUAGUAAAUCGGAAGGGGUUGAGAAGAGCAAGGUGGUUUCCGAACAGAGAAACGUGGGGAACUAUCGGAAAAAUGUGAGUGUUUCUACUAGUGGUAGAAGGGAUAGUUGGUUGAAUGUACCGAAAGAUGUUUCCACUAGUCAAGUGGAACAGACAAGGCAGAGUAGGGAAGUCAAGGUUGAAAAACAGAGGAAAAAAUCUAGUACAGCUGUUGUUGAUGUUAGAAAGAAAAAGAAAACUGAUGGAGGGUUGGUGGAGGAUUGUUCCGAUGAUUUGAUGAGGAGAGGUAGAGAGUCACCAAUCUAUGCAAACAGCAAUGUGUUUGCCCAUGAUUACACAGCGCCAACUAGUUCAGACAGGGCAGAAACUGAGUCGUUCAUUCUAGAGGAACUGACAAAGGCUGCAGAUGAGAUUCUGAGGGCGGUAAAUGGUUACACAGAUGACGAUUCCUCGUUCAGAGGGAGCAGUGAUGAUGAACCCGGCAAGCGUUACGGGAGAGAGCGGAAAUUCAGCUCCUCCAAACCUUUGGGAACGAUCUCGGAAACACCCACGAGGGUCAAGUCUCAGGUAGUGGAGACUAAAGUCCGGUCAACAGCUGUGAAGAGUCGCCUCUGCAAGACUUCGUCGAAUUCGUCUGUGGAGGGGGGCGGUUCGUCAGCUGAUUCAAAGCCGCUGAUGGAGAAGCCGAGUAAGCGGAGGAAUGUGAGACUGUUGCAGCGUGCUAGUAGCAGGGAAAUGCUGAUGAAAAGUCGUGGAGCAGCGAGUUCUUCGGAGGACGUGCAGUCUGGAAGCGAACAGGCGGCUCCGCCCCCGCGGGUCAGCCGGAUGAAGACCAGUCGACACACCUCGCAGCAUCAGAAGAGCACUAUUGCCAGCCAGUCGAGAACUAAGGAAAGAGUUCAGAAGACAGUGAGUAGUGGAGAUGUGAGUGGUGUGAAGGCACAGUCAACAGUUGCCUCAGCCGCUUCAAGCCGCGCCAGACAUGAUGCCAGAAAGAGGACCACCACCAAAAGCACAACCAGUAGUGCCAGUGCCACAGCGAGCGCUAGACGUCUAGCAGUGGGCGGUAGACAAAGCCCCGAGGGCGCCGAACAAGCGGUCAAGAAGGAAGCGGCCGGCGGCGAGUCGCGGUUGUCGCAACCGCGCGACGAACCGCAACCGCGUGCGCGACCAGUGACCGCAAACCGCGCGGCGGCGGCGGCACGCACCGCAAACCGCAGCAGCACCGCCGCAGCUGUGUAUGUACCACGCACCACCAGUAGACCGCACUACCGCAACCAUGCUAGGCGAAAACGCAGACGCGGCACUGCGGCCAGGUCGCAACAUUGGCCGCAGUGUCCGUGCGUCUGACUGUGACCGACCGCGCGGAGUAAAAAGAAGCCACUCAGCUCAACUAGCCAACCAGGAGAGCUGAUCAAGAAGACAUAAAAUUGAAAAUUUACUCCGAAUCAUUCCAUUAUCAUCAUGACUCUCCAGACUGACUGUGGAUCUCAACUUUAUGUUCACUGCGCAUGACAAUAAAUUAUUUCUAAUUACUUUGUAAAUAAUUAGAAUUAGUUAUGUGUUGUCCAUGGAUUUUGUCUCAUAUAUUAUGUAACGUAAAUAUACAGCAAUAUUAUAUCGAUAGUUCGUUCAGCAUAGUAACUUGCAAAUCUUGAAUUGGAACUCCAGUAUUCCCUCGUUUUGACUUUUUGUUUAAAAGUUCUACAAUGAUAAUACAUCAUGAGAUAACGAUUGUUGUACUUGAAUGAAAAUGAAAAGUGUGCAAUAUCAACUUACUGCUAGAAAAAAAUGAAAGUUGACGGUAUUGUGAAACAGUUUAUUAUUACCAAUUUUUAAAUUUAUUUAACCAUAGUUUAUAAUUUAUUAUAAUAUUUCGUACUUUACUGUAAAAUUACCAUGACUUGCACAGAUAUUGAAAAAUAAUAACCCAUGAUUUAUUCCACCAACAUGAUAAAAUUUAUUGAGCUUACAUUCACACAGUAGCCUAAUGACUAAGUGCAUAGUAGGAAUAGUAUUGAUAAACCUUCCAUUGUUCUAAAAAACUGGAAAUACACUAUUUCCAUAUUGAGUAAAGAACUGAUUGAAAUAAUAGUAUACAAAAUAAAGUUCGCUUUUUCAUUGGUGCUCAAUACGUAUAUUUAAAUUAUGUAUAUUAAUUACCGCAAAGUGUGUUUCGAAACUUGAAAGCUUCUCCACAAUAACAAGAAAUUUUAUUACUUUUUGCUCGUAAGGAGUGAAUGAAGAUAUUAUUUAAGAUUAAUCCUUUCAAAAUCCUUCUAGAAAAAAAAUCCUUCCAAAUUCGAAAAUGUAGGCUUCAAAUGCCAAUUAUUAUUAAUAAUGUAAAUUUUUAUAUAUUUUAGUUUUAAAAAUUAAUACUUCUUUUGUAAAUUGCAAGUAAUAAAAGUUCCUAUAUUAAUAUUUUUGUAAGAAUCGUUUUUUAAUUCGUAACAUUCACUUCAAAUUCCAAGAUCACUUAAUUCAUAGGAUCUUCUAUUUCUGUCAAAUGCAAUAUUGAAAUUAAAUUUUUAGAGGUAAGUUUAUAUACAUAAUUAAACAGAAAUAAAUAUAAUCUUAUAAUACUACUAACAACUCAAUAUCAUUACAAAUUUAUUUGGAAUUAAUAUUUGUUAAUGAAAUAAUAGUUUAUAAUUAAAAUCAGAGUACUUUGUCGUAGUCUAAUUAAUUACUAUGAUUAUCUAUUUAACUCUUAUUUUAUCUCAAUAUAAAGAUUAUAAUUCACUAUUUGCAGCUUAUACCAGAACUGUUAAUUUGUAAAAUUGAUUAAGUGAUUUUUUAUAAUACUUAUGUAAUUCUAUAACAAUGCCAACUUGUGUACUGAUUGCAACUAGAUUGUAAUAAUAAAGCAAUAUCUGUAAUUGA
Molecule: messenger RNA, 6116 nt
Organism: Nilaparvata lugens (brown planthopper)
Lineage: Eukaryota; Metazoa; Arthropoda; Insecta; Hemiptera; Delphacidae
Exons: 7
Coding region: 36-4583 (1515 amino acids)
Source: RefSeq, a predicted model, not a curated record